AUGGAACGCAGACCAUCGAACCCAGAAAUCAUGCAUCGUUCAUCGACGUCGGAUAUUAUAAAGCGUCAGAGACAUCGAGAGAGAGUGGAUGUAACACGAAUCAAUGCUACAAAUGAUUACAUUAUGUCACUGGAAGAUAUCAUUCAGAAGAAGAAUACACAGAUCAUUUCGCUGAAUUCCAAAAUAGAACAAUUCAAACCACUAACGGACUUCCAACAGAAGAGUGACCCGACACAAUGCGCGGACGCAGUGAUCGAAUUGGUGCUCAGUUUGUUGGACAAUAAGACGUCUGAGAUCAAAGAAAAAAUAUUGAAGAAGUGGACGUGUGCGCUCCAAACAAAACAAUUUAUUCAGACCCCAAGAAGCGUGUUUAAGUCAUUCACACUGUCACCACGAAAACCAAAAUUUCAAUACGUCGACGUCAACGAAGAAGUCCCAAAAGUCGUUGUGAAACCACACAACGAAAUUAUGAUGCCGUGCUAUCACAAAAAGGCUAAACCUAACGACAAACUGUUUGACUGCUUGGUCGACGAAUUUUGUUCGGGGCAGUCCGAAAAUUACGAAAACUUCCAAAUCCUCACGAAGUUGUUUAUCAGCCCACUUCGAACACUUGCACUUGCACAUCUUGAAAUCAAAACACUUGACAUUGUCAUACCAUUUGUGAUGAGGGUGGAGCGUAACAUCUCGAGAUAUCUCUUAUUAAAAGAGGAAGACAUGUGGGACAAAAUUAAGACGGUCUUCCAGGAGAUGGCAGAGAACGUCUCACUGAUUUCCGGCUUUGAAAAUAGUGAAAUACACUCAGCGAUAUCCGAAGCGUGCACAGACGCCAAUUUCAAGAAGGAACAAGAAAGCAAAAUUAAUGAACAAAAAAGCUCGAGUGAGACACAAAUAUACCCCGUCACCUUUUAUUUGGAAAGUCCACUGAUUUGGUUCAAAGAAAAGCGAUUGAAGAUGCUUGAGGACUUACUCGAUGCCCUCUCACCAAGCCACGCGAUGUAUCAAUCUCUCAAAGAGUGUUAUUUAGUAUAUACCGACUUAUUGAAAAAGUACGACGAAAUUAUGAAGGAAAAGGCAUCAGAGAAAACCCUUUUGAAAGUUUCUGAACUUGUAAAAGAUCAAGAGGUUUUCAAAAAAAGUCGGAAGUUGUUGCACUUUGGGGCAUUAAAAGUUGUUGAAGAAAAAGAGGACUGGUGUAUGGGAUUUUUGUUCAGUGAUUUGUUCUUAUUAGCAAAGCCCUCUGUACCAAAAGAAUAUACCAAAGAGAAGGAGUCCUUACUUCGGUUUGAAAAUGUGCCAUGUGGGACUGAUGUGGAGGUUCUUAACAAGUAUUCAUUUGACGAAAUAACGCAGUUUGACUUGACACAAUUCGAUGUGAAGAAGAUAGUCGAUAACAUCACAUUGAUCAAUGCAUUCAUGAUCCAAGCAAAGAACUUUAAGCGACAUUGUGGUUGUGUCAAUUCAAGGGAGAGUCAAGAAUGGACUUCAGCGUUGAUCCACAUCAAACAUAUAAUUUAA
This is a messenger RNA of Entamoeba invadens IP1, 1515 nucleotides long. RefSeq lists its product as hypothetical. The transcript has a single exon. Lineage: Eukaryota; Evosea; Mastigamoebida; Endamoebidae. The coding region runs from base 1 to 1515 and encodes 504 amino acids. The record is from RefSeq and is a predicted model, not a curated record.